UUGACACAGAAGAAUACUUCACACCGACUGACGUGGUAUGCUGAGAGUGGACGAUUGACGAAUCGGCCACACCGUGGCCAGUUCCGCGUAAAUGGAUUUCGGUUGGUGAAGUUUCGACCGUCUCUCAAACUUUUAUAACGAGUUUCUCGCUAUUCCCGACGGCAAGUUCGCUUGAUUUUUGGAAAAAUGGUAUUGUUAAUGAUGAUCGCGAGGAUACAAGAUGGUUUGCCAUUAGCGGCAACCGUGCAAGAAGACGAACAGGUUAGAAAUCUUGGAAGAAGCAUCUUAGAGUAUCAGAAUCAAGCAAAGAUGUUAUUUAGAAAGUUAGGUCCUCAAUCUCCAGAUAGAUGUACUAUAGAAACAGGUCCAUAUUUAUUCCAUUACCUAAUUGAAAAUGAUGUAUGUUACUUGGUACUAUGUGAAAAAAAUUAUAGUAAACGUGUGGCUUAUAGUUAUCUUGAAGACAUUGCACAAGAAUUUCAUUCUGUAUAUGGUAAACGCGUCAAUUCAGUUACCAGGCCUUAUAGUUUUAUCGAAUUCAAUACGUAUAUUCAAAAGGCAAACAAAAUUUUCUUAGAUGGUAGGUCAAGAAGAAACAUGAAUGCACUUAAUAGUCAAUUACAGGAUGUGCAAAGAAUUAUGGUUCAAAAUAUUAAUGAUGUCUUGGAAAGGGGAACGGUUCUUUCAGAAUUGGAUUCAAAAACACAGAAUCUGUCCAUGUUGUCGCAGAAAUAUAAGAAAAAUGCAGCACACUUAAACAGUAAAUCGAUGUAUGUAAAAGCAGUGGCUGGACUGGUCGCAUUUUUGGUCUUCCUACUGUAUUUCUUCAUUCUUUAGUUAUUCGAUCUAUUUGACAAAUUUGUUAUCACUGUAUAAAAACCACCGAUGUUUUUAAUCAUUUUAUUUUUUCGAAAAUUAGUAACUAUAUUAUCUUUUACGACGGGUACACGAUGCGUUUAAAUUUUGAAUCUAAUUAAGAUUUAAAACGAUGUACAUAAGUUGCAUUCAGAGAAAAACUAGUCGCAACGAAUAUAAUAAUAUAUUGAUACCAGUUUCAGGACACUCUGUCGCAAAUAUAUUGCCAUGCAAUAAAUACAAAAUAUAAUUGUUUACAUGAUUAAUGUAAUGUACAACCAUCUGUUUCAGUUUAAUGAAAAACAAUGCUAACGAUUUUAUAAAAAUAAAAGACAAUAUGUACAGCCACAUUUAUAUCGAACCACCUCUAUUAUUUUAUUUUUAAACAGUGAAAAAUCAGUAUCACUAUCUCAUUCCUACUUUAGGCUGUAUUAGGUUUAUUAUAUAUACAUAUAUAUAUAUAUAUAUUUUUUUGUAUGGGGUCGCGAAUUUAUGAAAUUCUACACGACCUAUGAUUAAAAUAAAUUAUUAAAUUAUAUUUAUUCUUGUGAGCUUAGGAUUCUCUGAA
Molecule: messenger RNA, 1423 nt
Organism: Colletes gigas
Lineage: Eukaryota; Metazoa; Arthropoda; Insecta; Hymenoptera; Colletidae
Gene: Sec22
Product: vesicle-trafficking protein SEC22b-B
Exons: 5
Coding region: 187-837 (216 amino acids)
Biological process (GO): vesicle fusion with Golgi apparatus; endoplasmic reticulum to Golgi vesicle-mediated transport; retrograde vesicle-mediated transport, Golgi to endoplasmic reticulum
Cellular component (GO): endoplasmic reticulum membrane; SNARE complex; Golgi membrane
Molecular function (GO): SNAP receptor activity
Source: RefSeq, a predicted model, not a curated record